AUGCUCAACACUGUGAGCCCCACUGCACCUACCCGGGAAACGGCAACAACGGGGAUUGGUAGACGCCUCAGCCCCCGUUCCGUUAGGCGUCGCACUACUGCACAUCACCGACCACACCUCCGGCACGAAAUUCCUCGUCGACACAGGUUCAUCGAUCAGCAUUAUCCCUCCCUCACUACAAGACACGUCAAAGCAGCCGUCUUAGGAUCUGUUCGCUGCCAACGGUGCCCCCAUCGCCUCGUACGGUGUACGCACCCUCGCCUUAGACCUCGGUAUGCCCAAGACUAUGCUAUGGUACCUGCUGCUCCUGUCGUGGACCCUCCUCCUGACGUGGACCCUGCUGCCGUCGUGGAGCCUGCCGCCGUCGUGGACCCUGUUGCUGUCAUGGACCAUCCUCCUGACCCAGCCAGACCCCGCCCACAACAUUUCGGGGCACCCCCUUUUCACCCUCAGGUACCCACUGCUCCUGUCCUGCACCCUGCUGUUGUAGUGGACCCUGUUGCUGCCAUGUCCCCUGCCCAUGUCUGCCCAGCCAGUGACGUUGCCCCUGCUGUGACAGGAGCACAACAACCU
Messenger RNA from Homarus americanus (American lobster), 573 nucleotides. RefSeq names its product 36.4 kDa proline-rich protein-like. The annotation marks the transcript as partial. The transcript is spliced from 2 exons. Lineage: Eukaryota; Metazoa; Arthropoda; Malacostraca; Decapoda; Nephropidae. The record is from RefSeq and is a predicted model, not a curated record.